Pipistrellus nathusii (Nathusius's pipistrelle) is the source of this 462-nucleotide messenger RNA. The record is from the annotation of a GenBank genome assembly. Lineage: Eukaryota; Metazoa; Chordata; Mammalia; Chiroptera; Vespertilionidae.
AUGUUUUUAAGCUUUGUUAUCAUUUUCGCAAUGCUUGUGGGUGUUAAGAGGGGCCACGUUAGUAUUCGGAUUGCGUGUGUGUGUGUGUGUGUGUGUGUGUGUGUGUGUGUGUUUAACCAAAGGGAGGGAGAGCCAAAUUCUGAUAUUGUAAGUACUUUGUACAGUGAGAUGAAUAGUCUGAGCUUCCUAUUGCCAACGGAAAGAAAAGUGGGCCAAGAGGCUCUUACGUUACAAAAGGACUGGGAAAGGAGUCCACUUCCUAGUUCUGCUCCCAAUGAAGGCCUGGGUGUUGGGGUUAACCCCGAGAACCCCGGGGAGGCCGGGCAGAGGCCAGGCUGGGAGUCAGGCACCUCCCGUGGAUUCUGCUCUCACCUCUCCGUGCCCAGGGAGACUGCUGGAUUCAUGUGGCUACAGGGCAGCAGCUGGAGGUUCGCUCUUUCACGGACCAUUUUAUGUGGCUAA